GAAGUCAUGUGGCAGGCAAAAGUUGCUUGCCUGGCGUUGCUGGCGUUGCCGGUAGCUGCCAAGGAGUUGAGCGACGGUCCUGUCCGGGAGGAGAUAAUCCAAGAACUGCCCCAAGCUCAUGAACCUGAUCUCAAUCUCAACUACGAUGAUUACAAUACCAAUCCUUAUGGGGAAGAUGAAAAUGCAAUAUUAUCUGAACGAGACUUCCGUGGAUCCACUACAAGUCCACCGUACCCUCCUCGUACAGGCAUGGUAACCCAAAGAGUGGUGCCGACGCUGUGUAUCGACAUGGGCCGUACGUGGUCAGAGGGCGAGUCAUGGAAGAGAGACAAUUGCACAUUCUGCCAGUGCUUCAGCGGGCAGGCUAACUGCUCCACUCUGCCCGUGUGUUUGGCGCCACCAAGUCGACCAGUGUUCGGCGCCGGAGCCCAGCCCCACACCCCAGUGCGCGGCGUCGCUGGCAUGCCAGGAGACGACGGUCCGCCUGGACCGCCCGGGGCGCCAGGAGUGAACGGUGUUCCUGGUGCUCCUGGUAUGCCUGGCCCAGUUGGACCUAUUCCUGAUGUGAACGCAUACUUAGCUCACAUGGCAGCUGCCGCUGGAGGUGACAAGGGACCGGCCUUCGACCCAUAUCAGUACAUGCAGGCUUCAGUUGGCGCACCAGGCAUCAGGGGAAUACAAGGACCGCAAGGCCCGCCCGGCCCGCAGGGAUUCCAAGGUCCGAGAGGUGAGCCAGGGGAGCCUGGCCUCCCGGCCUGCAAGGACCACCCGGCGAACGAGGCCCGCAAGGCUUACCCGGAAAAGAC
Manduca sexta (tobacco hornworm) is the source of this 806-nucleotide messenger RNA. RefSeq names its product collagen alpha-1(I) chain-like. The annotation marks the transcript as partial. The record is from RefSeq and is a predicted model, not a curated record. NCBI's taxonomy places the organism in Eukaryota, Metazoa, Arthropoda, Insecta, Lepidoptera, Sphingidae. The transcript is spliced from 7 exons.